Messenger RNA from Didymodactylos carnosus, 603 nucleotides. The record is from the annotation of a GenBank genome assembly. NCBI's taxonomy places the organism in Eukaryota, Metazoa, Rotifera, Eurotatoria, Philodinida, Philodinidae.
AUGUGGGGUCAAGCAUUCAUUUGUGGUUCGCUCGGGGGCAUGUUGUUUUGUGGCAAAACGGGUUUCGCUGCUGCACAUCAUCAUGCGCCUGCCACUGGCCAUUUCAUUUAUUAUUGUUUUACUCAUAUUGCCAUCGAUCAUGAAGGAUUUGUUGGCUCUGUUUACAGAACACGUAGUGGCAUGGACGAAAAAACAACAGCAUGUGGAGCUCUCGCUGCAUUUGCUGCCGAACUUGCUUCGAAUAAGUUGAAUCUUAGCUUCGAUGAAGACGAUAUUGAAAUGAGUAUGUUAAAGAAGCAUAUCAUUAAGAAGGCUGGUCUCUCGACUAAUGCUACGAAUGCCCCGAAUUUAUUCAAGGUGACUAUGGCUGCUUAUGAAACAAUUACAAUUGAUUUAGAAAGACACGUACGACACGAUGCGGAAAAGUUUAAAGAUCGUAAAUAUGCCUUGUUUACUGGCGUUCAAAUACAUGGACCAGAUGGGUCCGAUUAUUGUUGGGUGGGAAAAGCAAGUUUAUUAAUUAAAGGAGUAUUAUCACCACUAGUUUUUUCAAAGAAUACUGGUGUGCUGUCACCGACUGGACCACAAGCCAUGCCACACUGA